CAGGCGCGCGGCGCUGUUUGAACCUCGCGCAUCGCUCGUGGUUCCGCCCCACUCCGCUGUGGGGCGUGGCGCCACCGUGCAGACAGACACGCCGACGCUGUUUUGUCGUUUUUCCGGAGCAAUCGAGCAAUCUCGUCUGCUUCUUCUGCUACAGCCCAAACAAAGUCCCUGAUUAUGUUGUGUGUCCUCUUUUUUCGAACGAAACCUUUUUAUCGAGAUCUGCCGUUUUCACCUUAUCUCUGACAAACGGUGCAAGUUGAGCCCGUCGUAUGGUGUACGUGUCUGGUGGAACGCCGUCGACUUUAACGGUUGAACAUAGAGGCAGUUGAAUUUUCAAAGUGCAAGUCCAUUACGUCUACGUCCUAGCCGAACCCAAGGUGACAAGAUGCCAGCUGCUCAGUUGCGUGCCCUUUCAGCAACUCAGUGGAAGUUACUGGCACAACUUCGAGAAUAUUUGACAAAAGGGUCAGAAAAAGGAUAUGUAUUUAACCUUACCAAGGAGUGGAUGUCACUUCUCCAAAGACUACCUUCACUUCGAUUUUCUUCACCGCCUGAGAAGAAUUUAAAAGAUAAUGCAACUCACACUUUGACAUCAUCGUCUACUUCCUCAAGUGUCACUUCUGGCUCUGCUGGCAGUGCUUUGGACAUUACUUCCCAAAUAAAUGCCACUUCAAGAACUCCAGGAAAUUCUCCACCAUCACCUCCCUCUUCCUCAUCUACUCCAGUCUCUGAUCCAAGCUCAUCAAAAUACUCCCAUGUCUUUGCUAAUUUAAAACUUUUUGCUGGAAAUGGAAAUGGCGAAGAAGGAAAAUCUCCUGGAGAUGCCAUUCAAGAAAAGUCAAAGUGGCGCACACAGAAGGAAACUGUCUCAAAGCAUACUGUGCACUCUCGCACUCAACAUGUGAUCAGUGCUGUAGCAUCAGCAGUUAGUGUCCAAUCAAGAUUAAAACGCUUGGAAGACCUUCUGGAACACUUUUAUCGAUUCCCAGAGUCAAAAAUGUAUGCUGGAAAGGAAGGAGCUGUUAAUGUUUUGCUCAGGGUACGCAAUGAAGCCAAAGAUGAACCAACUAUUGCCAUAUCCCGAGAAAUCUUAACCAUUCUUGGUUAUGUGGAUCCUGUUCCUGGCCCUGGUAUUAGGGUGUUGUCCAUUGAUGGGGGAGGAAUCAGAGGUGUUUUAGUCAUCGAAAUGUUGAAAAAACUUGAAGAGUUGACGGGAAAACGAGUUUAUGAAAUGUUUGAUUACAUUUGUGGAGUUAGUACAGGAGCAAUUCUUUCCUGUGUUCUUGGACCUCAGAGGAUAUCUCUUGAUGAGGUUUCACAAAGGUACAAAGAGCUCAGUACUAAAAUCUUCACGCAAAAUCCCAUUUGGGGGACAAGCAACCUUGUAUGGAGCCACGCAUACUAUGACACAACUAUGUGGGAAGACAUGUUACGCACCUAUGUGGGAGACACCAAGCUCAUUCACACUAGCCGAGACUCCAAUUGUCCAAAGUUCAGUGCUGUCUCUACUGUAGUGAAUCGUGAGCGGGUGUCUGCCUUCGUGUUCAGAAAUUAUGAACUCCAACAUCGCAUUCAGUCUCAGUAUCUAGGAAGCAGUCAGCAUGCAGCUUGGGAAGCAGUCAGAGCUUCAUCAUCAGCACCUACAUACUUUGAAGAAUUCAAGUUAGGAGACCUCCUGCACCAGGAUGGAGGUAUAAUGGUAAACAAUCCUACUGCAGUAGCCAUACAUGAAGCUCGAUUGCUGUGGCCUGGAGUCCCACUUCAAUGUGUGGUGUCCUUUGGGACAGGCCGCUGUAACCCAGUUACUGUAAAAAGUGAGAAUGCUGAGGCAGCCAAGGGUUCGUCUUGGAGAAAUAAGUUCAAUAAGAUCUUAGACAGUGCAACAGACACUGAAGCUGUGCAUACUCUUUUGAAUGAUCUGAUGCCGGGCAAUGUGUAUUAUCGGUUCAACCCAUACUUGACUGAAAUGGUGACAAUGACAGAAAUUCGCCCAGAGAAAAUAUCGCAACUUGAAAUGGAUGCAGAAAUGUACUACCGCCGAAAUGAAGAAAAGUUUAAGGAAGCUGCACAGACACUUGUCCAACAGAAGAAUGCGGCUCAGAAAACAUUAGACUGGGUUAACCUUCAAGCAAAAUUAGUUGGCCUACGAUCAAAUUUAUAGUGUACCUACAACUGUUAUUCAUUCUCUUCUUUUAUUUGUGUUUAGUUCUCCAAAAUCAUACACAUAUGUUCCUUUAAGUGUUGGGCAUUUUGAUACACUUUUGUUAAAGUUAUGGUUACUGUUGUGUGAUAUAUUUAGUCCUAGUAAGUGACAGUCAUUAAUCUAACAAUGAUGAAAAAUUAGUUCUGAUCUUUCAAAGUAAUGCAUUGCGGCUAAUUUGGUUUCUACAAUAAAAGUAGAAUUUAGGAACAUUAGUGAACAUUGGUUGUAACCAAACUAAAAUCUGAAAUGCAUUUUAGUUUGAGCCUUAAAUGUUAUUCAUGUGGAGUUGAGCAAGUUGACUUAUUUUAUUUAUAAAAUGGAGGGAAAGCUAGUGUAAAUUUUCCUGAACCUGUAUACCUGUGAUAUUUAAGUAAGUUUUUUUUUUGCAAAAGAAAAUGUUUUUAAAUAAACCCGAAAAUUUA
Molecule: messenger RNA, 2625 nt
Organism: Frankliniella occidentalis (western flower thrips)
Lineage: Eukaryota; Metazoa; Arthropoda; Insecta; Thysanoptera; Thripidae
Product: calcium-independent phospholipase A2-gamma
Exons: 9
Coding region: 386-2161 (591 amino acids)
Biological process (GO): arachidonate metabolic process
Cellular component (GO): membrane
Source: RefSeq, a predicted model, not a curated record